AUGGAUUAUCUAAAACAGGUCUUUGCCCAGUGCCACCGGGAAGGCCGUCCAGCGCUGGUCACGUACGUGACGGCCGGAUUCCCCACGGCGAAGGAAACCCCGGACAUCAUGCUGGGCAUGCAGGCCGGAGGAGCAGAUAUUCUUGAACUGGGUCUCCCCUUUACCGAUCCUAUCGCAGACGGUCCGACCAUCCAAAAGUCGAAUUUGAAGGCUCUCGAAAAUGGGGUCACAAUCACCUCGAUGUUGGAGAUGGUUAGGACUGCGCGGAGAAAAGGGUUAAAGGCUCCGGUGCUGUUUAUGGGGUACUAUAAUCCUAUACUGCAGUAUGGAGAGUCGAAGCUUUUGGCAGAUUGCGUCGACGCCGGGGUCAAUGGUUUCAUUAUUGUUGAUCUGCCCCCGGAAGAAGCGGUUCGAUUUCGAAAUGGCUGCAUGAAGACGGGACUCUCAUACGUCCCUUUGAUCGCACCUUCCACCACCGAAGACCGCAUGAAGGUCCUCUGCAACAUGGCCGAUUCUUUUAUCUAUCUUGUCUCCCGCAUGGGUGUCACCGGCGCCACUGGGACCCUCAACGCAGACCUUCCCGCCCUCAUCCGGCGCGUCAAGGAGCUCUCUGGCAAUAUCCCCGUGGCCGUUGGGUUUGGAAUCAGCACUCGCGAGCAUUUCCUGAGCGUGACCUCCAUCGCCGACGGUGCCGUCAUCGGCAGCCAGGUGAUUACGAUCCUCGAUAACGCCCCUGCCGGACAGGCCGCCCGGGUGGUCGAGGACUAUUGCUCGCAGAUUACACAAAGAAAGGUUACCAGUGCACCUGGUGCGGCAAUGGAGACGAACGUGGUCAUCCAGCCUGUUGUCGAUGGAGAGGCGGCUGUGACUGACGGAUCAGGGCGGUUCGGUGUCUUCGGCGGCCAAUACGCCCCAGAGGCACUGACCACCUGCCUGGCCGAACUUGAAGCCGGUUUCGAGGCCGCUAGGAAUGAUCCGGCCUUCUGGGAGGAGUAUGAAUCGUACUAUCCGUACAUGGGUCGUCCCUCCAGCCUACACCUGGCUCCGCGACUGUCCGAACACGCCGGCGGCGCGAAUAUCUGGCUGAAGCGGGAGGACCUCAACCACACGGGAUCCCACAAGAUCAACAACGCGCUGGGCCAGAUCCUGAUUGCGCGUCGGUUGGGUAAGACGGAGAUCAUCGCCGAGACCGGCGCAGGCCAGCACGGGGUCGCAACUGCCACUGUCUGUGCGAAAUUCGGCAUGAAGUGCACCGUCUACAUGGGUGCUGAGGAUGUCCGUCGCCAGGCGUUGAACGUGUUCCGGAUUCGCUUGUUGGGGGCUACGGUUGUCCCAGUUGAAUCGGGGUCGCGCACGCUCCGAGAUGCGGUGAAUGAAGCCUUUCGUGCGUGGAUUGCGCGCCUGGAGACCACGCAUUAUAUUAUCGGAUCCGCGAUCGGACCCCAUCCCUUUCCGACCAUGGUUCGCACGUUCCAGAGCGUGAUAGGCGAGGAGACCAAGGUUCAGCUGCGAGGCCUGGGCAAGUCCCCGGAUGCAGUGGUCGCCUGUGUUGGGGGCGGCUCUAACGCUGUCGGCAUGUUCUAUCCAUUCUCACAGGACGGCUCCGUCCAGCUGGUUGGGGUGGAAGCCGCAGGUGAUGGCUUGGACACAGAACGGCAUUCGGCUACCUUGGGUCGAGGCUCGAUCGGGGUUCUUCAUGGCGUUCGGACCUAUGUCCUGCAGAACCAGCAUGGACAGAUCUCCGACACUCACUCAGUCUCUGCGGGACUGGAUUACCCCGGUGUUGGGCCGGAACUAGCGCACUGGAACGAGAGCAACCGGGCGACAUUUCUUUCGGCUACUGAUGCCCAGGCCAUGCAGGGAUUCCGCCUGCUGAGCCAGCUGGAAGGCAUCAUUCCCGCUUUGGAGACCUCCCACGCGGUCUGGGGGGCAGUCAAGGUAGCCAAGCAGCUGGGACCGGGAAGGGAUCUUGUGUUAUGCUUGAGUGGCCGUGGUGACAAAGACGUGCAGACCGUGAUCGAUGAGUUGCCCAAGAUAGGACCCCAGAUUGGAUGGGACUUGCGAUUUUAA
Aspergillus fischeri NRRL 181 is the source of this 2070-nucleotide messenger RNA. Its product is annotated as tryptophan synthase beta chain. The transcript has 3 exons. Gene Ontology annotation, cellular component: cytoplasm. Gene Ontology annotation, biological process: L-tryptophan biosynthetic process. NCBI's taxonomy places the organism in Eukaryota, Fungi, Ascomycota, Eurotiomycetes, Eurotiales, Aspergillaceae. The record is from RefSeq and is a predicted model, not a curated record. Bases 1 to 2070 code for a protein of 689 amino acids. Gene Ontology annotation, molecular function: tryptophan synthase activity.